This is a messenger RNA of Xyrichtys novacula (pearly razorfish), 6982 nucleotides long. The record is from the annotation of a GenBank genome assembly. NCBI's taxonomy places the organism in Eukaryota, Metazoa, Chordata, Actinopteri, Labriformes, Labridae.
AUGGCCACGGAUUUGUCCCAGGACACGGUGCUGCAGUACCUCCGAAACGGCGGGGGUUCGGUGAAAAACGCGGAGCUGCUUCUGCACUUCAAGAACUUUAUCCGGGACUAUGCGGACCGGGACCGGAACCGAGAACUCUUCAAGAAGUAUGUUAACACCGUGGCCACCGUGCAACAGCUCGACGGAGUCUCCUAUGUGGUUCUCAGGAGGAAAUUCAAAGGAAGAGUCCCGGGCGGAGGUGGAGGGGGCUCCUCCGGUCCUCCGCGAACCUCCCCCGGGACGAGAAGAGAGCCCUCUCCGGGGAACGCGCGAGUGAGCCCGGGUCUGAGCUCGGAGAAGCCUCGGCAGAAACAGCAGCCGAGGGAGGCGACAACCUCCGCCCAUCCGGGAGUUACCGCCACAAAAACAGUCUUACCUGCAGCUGGGAUCAUGCUGAACCACAACAACAAUGUGGAAACUAACUUCAAAUCAAGACAGUCACCAGACAUCAACGAACCGGGUUUUUAUGGAGGACCAGCUCAGACUCAGACUCCCAGGCUUUCCCAGUCACCUGUCCCGGACCGGAGCUCGAAAACCAGCCUGACUAGUUUGGAGUUUUACCAUCCAACACCUGGGAUCACACCUGUAGCCUCUGCUGCUGGAUAUCAUGGAGAAACCAGGCAGCAAAUACCAGUCCAAGAGCCCCUCAGAGGAAGGGAGGCUGAGCUGAAGACCCCCAGUUUCACAGAACCUCCAGCCCAAGACUGGGGCACUAAAAUUAGGCAACAUGAGGGGGUUUCUGUCCCCCCACCAUCUGACCGAACACCUGUGACCGCUGCAGUCAGACAAUAUAAAGAAGUCAGGCAGCAAAUCCAAGCCCAGGAUCCACAUAGAGGGCGGGAAGCUGAACUAAAGACCCCCAGCUUCUCAGAACCUCUUGCGCAAGACUGGAGCAAGAAAACAGGUCAACAUGAGGUGGGUUAUGCCCCCCAACCCGAACCCCAACCUUCUGGUGUAGCACCUGUAGUAUCAGCAGUCAGACAGCAUAAAGAAGUCAGGCAGCAGAUUCCAGUUCAAGAACCUUACAGAAGGAAGGGGGCAGAACUACAGACCCCCAGCUUCCCAGAGCCCCCUACCCCAGACCAGAGCUUUAAUAUGGGACAACAAAAGGGAGGUUUUAUUCCACCACUUUCUGACGCAACACCUGUGGUCUCUGCAGUCAGACAACAGGAAAUCAGGCAGCAAAUCCCAGUCCAAAAACCCUUCAUAAAGAGGGACGCAGAACUAAAGACCCCCAGCCUUACAGUGCAUGCUGCCCCAGAUCAGAGAGUGAUAGUGGGCCAACAGAAGAUAGGAUUCACCCCUGUAGAUCUCAGUGUAACCCCCACGGUCUCUGCAGGGGAGCAUCAGAAAGAAGCCGUACAAGUGGGGAGGGAGGCCGGUCUGCAGCCUGAAGGAAGUCCCCAUCAGAAGCCUCCUCCGAAUCAGGCCAAUCUUAAAUCUCAGGUCGCCCCACGUCGCCGCCACCGGUUCAGGAAGAGCUACAAAUCUGCCAUGUCAUGUGAUGAGGAUGAGGAGGAGGAGGAAGAGCAGGAGGUCCCAGUUAGGCGAGGCUCAGCAGGUGGGGAGUGGCCCCUGAGUGUUCCUCUAGGUAGCAUGGGGAAGGCCGUCUCUGCCUCCUCGCCGUGCAUCAUCGAUGUUCCCUCUGUUGUCCCCUCCUCUUCCUCAUCAGAAAAAAGUCUCCCCAAGAUUUAUGUCCAGGAUGUUGAAGAGGAAAGGCUACCCCCCAAAGGACAGUUGGUGGGGACAGGACUUGAACCCAGGUCAAUUAGACACAGUUUACCUAUAGAGAACUACAUGCAGUCACCAGAGGUGGCGCCACACCGCGAUGUUGACGUGGACCGGCGGUACUCACAGCCUGCAGGUAUCCUGCUGGAACAGAGAUUUGGGGGGCAGCAAAACCAAAGGGGGUCGCUGUCAUCUAGCACCAGCAACAUCUACUCCCCCUCAUCUGACUCAGGUCUCUCUAUGCGGGACUGGCCUAUGUCCAGCUCCCCCAGAGGAUCAGGAUGGAAUAGCAGCUCGGAGGACCUGCGAGUAAGAACAGGUAAAACAAACUGAUAUCUGCUUUUUCUGUGUUGUUGACCAAAUGAUGGUAAGACUUAAUCCACCAGAAGAUUUAUGUGAGGAGGUAGAGACCAUACCUGAUACAUGACUCACUACAACAGCUAUGUCACAAUGAGUCUGAUAACGAAUAAAUUCAUAAUAAUAUGAUGAUAAAUCGCAAUAUCUGAAAUACUGAAGAAUACAAAAUUCCCCUGAAAGUCAGAGUGCAGGAUUACUGCAACCCUGAGGAGUCAUGAAGAUGUGAGUCAAGUUGGAGUCUAUUUAGAGCACAGUCUUACUUUGGAAUUUGAAUAUUUGCCACUGGUGAUACAGUAAUUGUGUUGCACAAGUCAAGUAAAUGAUGUAAUGCAGUAUUAAUAUCUUGCUCCACAGUGCCUGUCAUCCAAAAAUAUAAUGUAUUUUUGGGCUAAUAUGUGUCUCUUUCUCAUAAAACUGCAUACCAGUUUGAGUGGUCCUGCUAAGCAUCCUCUCCAGAACUGUUCUGAAACUAUUUAACAAAGUUUUGUGAUUUAAAACUCACCAUAACUGCAGAAAAAAACAGAAGUCAUGCUGUUUUUAUUGCAGAGUCUAGGCCACUGAAUCUGCCUCUGAUCUUCACUUCUCAGGUUAUGUAGGUUGUGUCUCGUGAGGUAUACUUAUAUUUAGGUAUUUUAAUCAACAAAUCUCUCUCUUAUGCCUCAUAUUGAGCAGUUGGUGAAGAGACUUAAACUGAAUGAAAACCCACCUGGAUUAUUGUGAUGGACUUGUUUUACUUUUGGUCUGUACAUUUAGCUUUCUUUGUAACCACCUCUUUUAUCUUGUUCGUUUAUUUGGCUGCUCUUUACAAGAAACUUUCACAGUGUUGUUACUUUUCUUGACAAGAAGAUGAAUGACAAUGAAUUUUUUCUGGUACCAUAAAAAAUGUUAUAAAAAAGCAAUUAAAUAAUGUUAAAAAAAAUCUUUCAGUUGAAUACUGUCUGCAGACAAGGUCCCGAACAAGAGCAUUAGUCAUUUUGGUUUUAGCAAUAUUUAUCUUCGACUUAAGUUGCGUGCAUUAAGUUUUUUUUGUAAUUGAUCAAUUAUAGUCAGGUGUUUCCUAAUUGUUGUUUUAAGAAAAUUUUAAGAAUGAAAAGGCAAAAUGAAGUUCUUCUGGAGGUCUGUUUUUUUUUCAUUUGUUUGAUCUUUUUUUAAAAUCUGUCCUUGGUGCUUUCUUGGUGUGUCUGUGCCGGGCUUCUCUCCAAAUAUUGGUCCAAGGAACUUUGAUAAUUUUUCAUUUUAAAGCCUUAAAGAUGUCAUCAAAUCAAAGCAGUGUUUUUAUCUGUAUUGCACAAGACAAAGUAGAUUCUCCAUCAGUUACUCUGAAAGGCAAUUUAGAGUAUAAUUUCAUUUAUGAAGAAAAGGGAAAGAUAUUGAUUUGCUUUUUGAUUGAAAUUUUAGUCCACUGAAAUGCUCUGAGAAACCUCUAAACUAGUAUAGACCUCCAGCAGCUACCAGAAUAGCUAGGAGUUGUGGGUUUUACAGGUUGGGGAGUGAAUGUCUUAACUUUGCCACUGACCACAGCUAAACUUUUCAAUCUGCUUCAAACCCUCCCGGCUUCCUCCUUUUACAGGUAGACCCUUAGACAUGCAGAAUGCACUCUUCAUGCGCCUGUAAGGCAAAUUAUUGAUAUUAAUGUUGAUAAAAAUCUGCCCUUUUAGUGUCUUUUAAACUCUUUUGUGUCAUCAGGAAUGACGAGAAGUGAGUCUCCAAUCCAGGAAGUUCUCCUGCGAGCCCAACAAACCAGAGCCGAGCCCUCAAUGCUUCAUGGGGGCAGUAAAAUUCAGGCACCAUGGCAUCACUCUACAGGCCAUCUCCUUGACGACCAGGAACACAAAGCUCAUUUAUCGCCAUUCCAUCACUCCAGUGACCAUCUCCAUGAGAACCAGCAAUCCACCAUGCCAAGGCACCUCUCCACAGGUCAGAGCUAAGGGUUCAAUAUUAAAGACAUUCGGUUGAUUCAUUUUUCAUAAACUUUUCUGCCUGUAUUGUUUAGUGGGUUGCAGUGUUCAGGGUCUGAUAGUGGAAAAUUAAAUUCAGUCGAACAGAUUUAUGAGCCCAUGAAAGUAUCUGCAUGCUUCAUUCCUCAAUAAGCUCCAGAUUUUAUUACAAGCUUUUGCAUGACUGGACUUGUCUGCAGAGGCACAGUCUGUUUUAUACCAACGAUUUGAUGGGAUGUAAGCUUAGCCUCCUCGACUUUAUACGUUGGUUUUUGGUCUGCUGCUUUAAAGCCUUGAGUUUGAAGAGAAGGGACAUUUUUGAUCAGCACUAAGUAAUUCAAAGUGCCACACACAAGACAUUAAAUGUAUCAAGACAGAAGAAACACAGGAUUGGAGGCUUUAAAAAGUUAUCAACAGAAGCCCUUUAAAAGGCAAAAACCAGCUUGAAAGCUUAGAGGUGUAAGAUUAUCAAAAGAUAUCAGUUAAGGUUACAGUAGCCCUGUUUACAUGGGUAGUUUUCCUCAAUCUGAUUGAAAUCAAUCGGAUUAAGUGAAUCUGAUUCCAUCUGUAUGAACUUUAAGUAAAGAGAUCCAUGAUCAAUCCGCGUUUUCAUGGCCCCAGCUGAAUCCGAUUGCAUUGUUUUUUUUACAUGCGCAGGAGGUCACUCUGCCACUACCUGCAAAUGUGUAAGAGAGGUAGAGGUGCACUUCCUGCUUCCUGUUUACCUGUAGAAAGAUGGAUCCGCGUCGUGUUUUCCACCGUCCAGUUUUUCCGUUUGUUCACCAUGUUUGUUUUCGUUUGGCCGCGCUCUGCAUACCUCACUGCGUGCCUCUUACGUACUACGGAGCGCCUGCGCAGACCGAACAAGCCUCUCUGUAAACCCAAUCCGCUCCACUCAGCCGUAUAUAUGGAGCAUGAAGCGGAUUAUCAAUCGGGGUAGACUACCUCUUAAUAUCCGACCCGAAAUACAAUCAGAUCCGGGUGAAUCAGAUUGGCUAAGGUGUUUAUAUGAGACAUUUUGAAUCUGAUUGACUUUUCAAUCGGAUUGUAAAUAGGAUUUUUGGACCCAUGUAAACGGGGCUAUUGUUACUGAGUUGAAUGCAUUUGAUCAUUAAAUCUGCUGUGAGGAGUUUUUACCUGGCUGUAAAAGCACAAAAAUUGAACAUUUAAAAAAAUAGUUGAUGGGGUUAUCUUGUAGCCACCAUCUUUGAAUGACAAGCAACUAAAAAGGGCAUUUUUUGUACCGACUUAAAAACGGUUUCUUCACCUGAAGACACAGUGAACUAGUUGCAGCUUAAGUGACAGGAUUAGAAAUAGGAUUUUUGUUUAUCUGUUGAACAGAAACUGAAACAUCCUCCAUCUAUUGUCUUUAAGCAGUGUCACACAUGCAGGGAUCUCCAGGAUGUCCUGUGUUUUUUUUUUCAACUUUUCACAUUGUCUGUUACACCUGUAAUAACACACCUCCGCCCUCUAGGUGAUCUCUAUGAUGACCACCAGGAAGUGGAAGUAAGCGAGGGCUCCACACCUUCGCCUACGCUCCGGGUGCCCGCGGGAAUACCGAGGCGGCUCAGCAGCCACCUGAGGAGCAGGAUGUGCCGCAGCAUGGGAGCCGACCUCGACCAGCUCCUCCAGGAGGAGGGAGGAGGAGGCAGUGAGGCUGCUCGUCUGAACCGCCUCCACCUCAUCUCUUCCUCGCUCAGCCUCGGGCGCAACCUGUCCUCGUCCUCGCUGUCAUCCUGUUCAACACCUCCCCGCAGUCACAGCAUGGCGAACCUGGCAGAAGAUGUGGAGGGUAAAGGGAGAAAGAAGAGCCUCCCCUCCUCUUCCUCGGCUCAUCCUGAGGGCUCUGGUAGACAGGUGAGACUCACAGGUUGUCAAACUGACGGAAUAAUCAGGUUUUUUAGAAACUUUUACUUAAUUUUUUGGUUUUGUGAACUUCAGCGCUCAUUAGAAAUGUUCCUGAUUUUGAUGAAUAGAAAAAGACGGUUAGUUUAUCAGUCAAAUCCAGAGAAGACUAAACCUCUCAAGGUUUAAAAUUUCAGCUUCGAUGCUGGUUUUGAAUUUCUUGGUGUAAGUAAAUCUGUUUUUUUUCUUCUGUUUUCAGUCACAGGUUCCUCUGGAGUCCAGGGAACAUGACUGGUUAGUGAAGGGGGCGGCGGGGGCGUGGCCUGACAUCUACUCUUUGUUCAGAGAAGACCAUACUCUGCUCAACAGACGAGACUUCAUCUCUGGCUACACCGUGCUGCACUGGAUCGCUAAACACGGAGACCACAGAGUCCUCAACACCUUAUGGUACGACACGAGAUUAUUAUUUUUAUUAAAUUGUGGCUUAUUUAGUUGCCAAGUACUAAACAAAACUUGAUAACAUCAAAUUGCUCAUGAAAACUAUGAACCUAGAUAUACUUGGACACUAUACUAUAUACUUUAGGACACUAAGUAUGGUCCCUCUCCUGUUGUUUUUUAGGUAUGGAGUUCAGAAAGCAGGUCUGAGCUUCGACAUAAACGCGAAGUCAACAUGCGGACACACCCCUCUCCACAUCGCCGCCAUCCACGGUCACAAAAACAUCAUGCGCCUGCUGGUGAGCAAGUUCGGCGCCAACUUGAAGCUGAGGGACACAGCAGGAAAGAAACCCUGGCAGUACCUGAGUCACGUCAAUGCACCCGACGUCUUCCAGCUGCUGGGAGCCCCAGCGAGGGCUGCUUUAGGAGGAGGAGGAGGAGGAGGAGUUGGGAGGGCGGAGUCCAACUGGAGACAGGAGACGCAGCGUGGUAAACGGCGUAAACAUCACCUCUCCUCGGCUUCCUUCCUACAGAAACCGAACAUAUCAGCGAAAGUGAAAAGAUCAUCGUCCAUCGCUGCGUACCUCAAACACAAAUCACUGCAACACUUUCACAAACAUCAGUCGGAUUCGUCUGUUUGA